Messenger RNA from Exophiala aquamarina CBS 119918, 507 nucleotides. RefSeq lists its product as uncharacterized. The record is from RefSeq and is a predicted model, not a curated record. Bases 1 to 507 code for a protein of 168 amino acids. NCBI's taxonomy places the organism in Eukaryota, Fungi, Ascomycota, Eurotiomycetes, Chaetothyriales, Herpotrichiellaceae. Gene Ontology annotation, cellular component: membrane. The transcript has a single exon.
AUGUCAACCAUGGCAACAGCCCUCGGCCUGCACACCACAAGGACGCAAGGGCUCCCCGUCGCGAAGUACGCCCCGUACUACGCGAUCUUCCCCUGCAUCUGGGCACACGCGAUCGUGUCCUCGCGGGCCCUCAAGAUCGGCUACGGGAUGGACAACAACACGAGCCCGCGCGAAGACGUCUCCCACUACGGCGAAAAGGCCGUCCAAGACGGCAAAAUCACGCGUCGCGAGCUCAACCUGCUGAAACGCAACGAAGCCGCGCACGCAAACUCUGUCGAAAACUAUCCUGUGUUCCUCGCGGCGGUGAUAUUUGCGACCGUCGGCGGUGUGGGUAAUGCGAGGGUCAACCGUGCGUGUGCAGUUUAUACGCUCGUGAGGGGCGUGUAUGUCGCGGCGUAUUUGGUGACUGAGAGGCGGAGGUAUUCGUGGGUUAGGAGUUUGGCGUGGUGGGCGGGGAAUUUCACGUGUUUUUACCUGUUCUGGCAGAGUGGGAAAACGCUGGCUUGA